AUGACCUUCUACGUCUCAAAUGAUCCUACUUUGUGGCCAUUCCUCAGUGCUGUUCAGUUUUCUGGCUAUUUUCAAGUUGUAUCUUUCGCUGUGGUGGUGUACGAUUGGGCAUUAACAUUCGCACAAGAGUUCGAACUCAUCUGGAGGCAACGCUGGUCCUUCAUGACCGUUAUUUAUAUUUGUGUCCGCUACAUUGGAAUACUAUUUUCUCUGUAUCAUCUACCUACUAUUGAAUCUCCCAGUCCCAAUGACAGAUAUAGUGGGUAUUCGGCACCAACGCCUGACAUUCUCAUUCUCAUUCAACCACUAACUGCAUUCCUACACAGGGGCAACUUCAGUUAUUUCAUAUGGAUAUUCGCGCCUGUUGUCGUCAAUGCCAUGCUGGGCGCCAUCAUGAUGGCUCGGAUACACGCCAUGUAUGGGCGAUCCAGCAAGAUGCUCAUUUUUCUUGCUGCACUCUUGCUGGUUUCCACGAUUUCCACUGGAGUUGUGGCGAUAAUUGGCCUGGGUUAUUCAAGGGGGGAGGCCAUAUUGUGUGGUUACCAUGUCUAUCUUUACAGUAUUGACACAAAUGGAUUAAAUCCGGAUUAUGUCAGGAUCAUACCCACCAUCAUAUGGGAGAUCCUCGCCUUUUUUCUUGCAGUCUGGAUUGCUAUAAAACACCUCCGUGAACUGCGACAAUCGCAGAGUGGAUCGACCAUUGGAGACUGUUUCACGGUGCUAAUGCAAAGUCACAUGUUGUACUUUCUAGCCUUUGCUGUCAUGGCUUGCUUGGAUCUCGGUUCACUGUCUCCAUAUAUAACGUCGUCAUAUGGUUUGGGAGUUGAGGUGUAUUAUGGCAUUCUCUACAUUUUCCAGGGGUUCCAGAUGUGUGUGCUGGGACCACGUCUGAUCCUCAGUGUUCGUGAAUAUCAUGCCAAGCUCAUGGCCAGGUCCGACGGGGGAACACACAUGACGUCCAUUGCUUUCCAGGCUGGUGCAGAUGCGUUGACUGGCGGAGAUGUGUAA
This is a messenger RNA of Suillus clintonianus, 1008 nucleotides long. RefSeq lists its product as uncharacterized. The record is from RefSeq and is a predicted model, not a curated record. The transcript has 13 exons. Lineage: Eukaryota; Fungi; Basidiomycota; Agaricomycetes; Boletales; Suillaceae. Bases 1 to 1008 code for a protein of 335 amino acids.